Messenger RNA from Xyrauchen texanus (razorback sucker), 5333 nucleotides. RefSeq names its product lysine-specific demethylase 4C-like. The record is from RefSeq and is a predicted model, not a curated record. Gene Ontology annotation, cellular component: nucleus. Lineage: Eukaryota; Metazoa; Chordata; Actinopteri; Cypriniformes; Catostomidae. The transcript is spliced from 23 exons. Gene Ontology annotation, molecular function: histone H3K9 demethylase activity; histone H3K36 demethylase activity. The coding region runs from base 137 to 4558 and encodes 1473 amino acids. Gene Ontology annotation, biological process: chromatin remodeling.
GCAGACGUGAAAUCGUGUGAGAAGAGAGGGCUGUCAUGAAGUAGAACAGCUGGGACAUUUAAAGGGAUUGAACUGCGUGCCCACGAUCACAGUAUUCUGAGGGAAAGCCUCUGGGAGGCAGGAGGGAGAGGUCAGGAUGGCUGGUGUUGGGGCAAGUGCUGCUAACCUUGCCUGUAAAAUCAUGACCUUCAGACCUACCAUGGAAGAGUUUAAGGACUUCAACCAGUACCUGGUUUAUAUGGAGUCACAGGGAGCUCAUCGCGCUGGCCUGGCCAAGGUAAUUCCACCCAAGGGCUGGAAGCCUCGUAGUAAUUAUGAUGAUAUUGAUGAUUUCGUUAUACAAGCACCUAUUCAGCAGAUGGUGGCUGGCCAAUCAGGACUCUUCACCCAGUACAACAUCCAGAAGAAACCGCUAACUGUGCAGGAAUUCCGCAGACUGGCCAACAGUGACAUGUACUGCACACCCCGCUACCUGAACUAUGAAGACCUGGAGAGGAAGUACUGGAAGAAUCUGACAUUUGUCUCUCCCAUCUACGGUGCUGAUGUGAGCGGCACCCUCUAUGAUGAGGAUAUUGAAGAGUGGAAUAUUGGGCACUUAAACUCAAUCUUGGACGUGAUAGAGGAGGACUGUGGUGUUUCCAUUCAGGGAGUAAACACACCCUAUUUAUACUUUGGCAUGUGGAAGACCAGCUUCUCCUGGCACACAGAGGACAUGGACCUCUACAGUAUCAACUACCUGCACUUUGGCGAGCCCAAAUCCUGGUAUGCCAUCCCUCCAGAGCAUGGGAAGAGACUAGAGCGUCUUGCUAUAGGUUUCUUUCCUAACAGCUUUAAAAGCUGUGAGGCAUUCCUGAGGCACAAGAUGACACUGAUAUCCCCAUCUGUACUAAAGAAAUACAGCAUACCAUUUGAUAAGAUAACACAGGAGGCGGGCGAGUUUAUGAUCACAUUUCCUUAUGGUUACCACGCUGGCUUCAACCACGGCUUCAACUGUGCUGAAUCCACCAAUUUUGCCAGUAUCAGGUGGAUCGAUUAUGGCAAAGUUGCCACACAGUGCACAUGCAGUAAGGACAUGGUGAAGAUCUCCAUGGAUCCGUUUGUCAAGCGAUUCCAGCCAGACCGCUACCAAGCGUGGACACAAGGCAAAGAUACAUUCCCAUUGGAUCACACCCUGGCCACGCCCAGCACUACUCCUGAGCUGCAGAACUGGCUUCAGAGGCGUCGUUGGAAAAUGCCCACUACCCAAAGUCUCCAUUACCCACGCACAUGCUCCAAACGAUUGAAAACAGUGGACACCAUGCCAAUGAAAGGGAUUGGUCGAAGGAGUAGAGGGGCAGCUUUAACAUCAAGAGACAAGGAAGAGGAAGACCCAGAGAAACCCCAGAAAGAAUUGCAGUACUCAAGUGAAAUAAAAGGGCUCACUGGUCCAUGUCGACAAAUGUGUGUCGUUAAGGUAACAAGAGUUGAGAGUGAUUUGUUGGCACACUCCACCAGAAAACUUAAAGAAUCUUCUCCUGAGCGAACCGUGACCCCUCCACUGACCACAACAUCCAGCCAAAGUGACCCUUAUCCUGGUCACACGAACUCCCAGGCAUCUUUAACUUUAGAAAAAGGUCAGGUAUCCACCAAAACAAGCUCCAAUGCACAGCCUGGGCCUGAAACAUCCUCAGAUAGAGACAUCACUAUGGAUGUGACUCUCGACUCACAAAAAACUUCUAAAUGUUCAAAUCAAACAUUAAUGCUAAACUGUGAAUCUGCCUCAGAAACAAGUGUACCUUCUAUUUCUGUGACCUCCAGUGGUGAAGUUUUAUUUUCAGAAAGUGAUUCCCAACAAGCUAAAAUGAAAACCGAUCAAACAGCCACCGAUAUCUUGAUUGAAAGCGGUAUUGACUGUUGCACCUCAGCACUUUACAAAGAGCAAAGCUCAAUCUAUCGACAUUUUGAAGACGCAGAACACAAAACAACCUCAGAAAUGCAACAGACUAUUCAAUUUUCCGAAAUGCCUCUUCUGACACCUGAGCUCACUGAAGAGGAGAGAGUGAAUCCUCAAUGUCUUGCACCUGAAAUGCCCUCACUGACUCUCGCUGUCCGACCUGACAGUCAGAACACUAGUGUGUCACCUGAUUUCCAUCUGGAAAAAUCACACUCACCUUUUAUAACAGAUGAUAUGGGGACAUCUUCUGAAAUCACCUGUCCAAGUUGGCGAUUCACUUUACCCCAAGAAGUUGUCAGCCUACAGAAUUUAAACCCAAACAUGUGUACAACAAAGCCAGUAUCUCCUUCCUUGGUCACACAAUGGGAACCACCAGAGAAGAAGUACAAACAAGAAGGACAUGAACACACACUCCCAUCUGUAGAACAGAACACUGUGGACACUCACACUCCAGUGUCCACUGCACAAUUUAGAAUCACUACUAACAGUCUUUUACAGCUCUCUACAGUAGCAGAGAUGGAUUUUAUAUAUGCGCACGACUCUGCAUUGAUUGAUAACUCAUGUCCUCCCUCUAUUUCAUCAGACAGCGAGAAUAAGCAAAUUUCUCUAUGUCUUGAAAAGCAGUCCUGCUCUCUCACUGCGUCCCAGAGCUCCUUCUCAAAUUCUACACCCUUUACUUCCACCAUUUGGAAAAACCUCAGCUCCCAGAAUCCUGCAGUGCUGAUUGAGAGCUUACAGCCUGAGCUGGUUGUGGGUCUUACCAAAGGUGAGAGCAAUAUCACAGACUAUGCCCAUGACACAAUGCCCUACACCCUGUGGUCCGAUUCAAGCUGCCAACAAGACAAGUUUCCAGAUUCUCUAAACUGCGCACAGACAUGGGGCAACCUGGAAACCAGCUCCCUGCAAUGCUCAGAGUCAGAGAUGGCACAAAAUCUACCACGAGAUCUGAAACAGCUGAAGGUGGAAGCAGCUGAAGCUUGUGAGCUUGAUAAGCAGACUAGCUCUCAGCAACCACAGGAGAAUGAGAUCAAAGGUCAAGAUUAUUUUGAAGGUACAAAGUCAGAAAAUGAUGGGUCAGUGAGUGAUUCUGAUUCCUGUGAAUCUGGAGAGAAAGGUGCUGACACCAGCAGUGAAUCCAGUGAGGAGAAUGCCAUGAGUGACCCUGAAUUUGUGGAACCAGGUCUGGAGCCAGGGGAAGUCUGCUCAUAUCAAAUGCAAACUUGUAAGAAGACCACCAAAAGUUGGCGUCACCCCCUAAGAAAGCCCACCGCAAGAGCCGUUCCCAGUGCAGUAAAGCAGCAGGCUACCAGUGAUGACGAGACCAUAGAGGAGGGCAUAGAUGAGGAAGAGGAGCCCGAGACUGAGGAAUGGGCAAAGCCUUUAGUGCAUCUGUGGCAGCACAGGAAAGUGCAUCUCCAGCAUGAAAGAGAGUACAACAUAACUGCAGCUAAAACUGCUCCACACUGUGCUGUCUGCACCCUCUUCAUGCCGUAUUAUCAGCCUGAGAAUUCAGAGGAGAGAAGGCAUGAAGACUUGAUGAGUGCUGCUUCAGAGUCACAUGAAUCAUGUUUACGGGAAGUUGGCUUGAGAUCACGACCCCUGAUCCCUGAAAUCUGUUUUGCGUACGAGGAGGGUCCAUGUCCCUUGAAUACACUCCUGGAGGAGGAUGGAUCCAGUCCACUUGUGGCCUGCAACAAUUGCUGUGUUCAAGUUCAUGCCAGUUGCUACGGUGUUGCUGCUCAUGAUUUUGGCCCACCAUGGACAUGUGACCGAUGUUUAAGCAGAGACUUGACAGCUGAAUGCUGUUUGUGUAACCUGAGGGGAGGUGCAUUGAAAAAAACCUCAGAUGAUAGAUGGGCCCAUGUGAUGUGUGCUGUGGGUCUUCCUGAGGUGAAGUUCAUUGAUGUGGUGAAGAGAGCUCCUAUUGACAUCAGUGGCAUACCUGUACAGAGAUAUAAACUGAAGUGUAUAUAUUGCCGUAACAGGAUAAAAAAGUUGUCUGGAGCGUGUAUACAGUGCUCAUGUGGCCGUUGCCCCACCUCUUUCCAUGUCACCUGUGCUCACGCUGCUGGAGUGCCCAUGGAGCCUGAUGAUUGGCCGUAUGUGGUUUUUAUCACCUGUCACAGACACCAAUCACGGAGCUCCAGUGCUAAAGUCAAAGUGAGCAGAAGUGAGUUGGCUGUGGGCCAGACCGUGAUCUCCAAACACAAGAACCUUCGCUACUAUAGCUCUCGUAUUACCCAGGUUACGGCCCAGACAUUCUACGAAGUCAUGUUUGAUGAUGGUUCAUUCAGCAAUGAUACGUUCCCUGAAGACAUUGUAAGCAGAGAUUGUGCCCAGCUUGGGCCUCCUGAGGUGGGGGAGGCUGUCCAGGUGAAGUGGCCCGAUGGACUUUUUUAUGGAGCCAAGUACCUUGGCUCUAACACUUCAUAUAUGUACCAGGUGGAAUUUGAAGAUGGAUCUCAAAAUUUGGCAAAGAGAGAGGACAUUUACACACUGGAUGAAGAUCUGCCCAAAAAAGUAAAAGGUCGUUUGAAGAAAGAAAGCCAUACAGGUUUGGAACAACAUGAGAUCCACGGCUUCCAGUAUGCGUUUCGAAGAUGCAUUCUUCACCACACAAAGUGAAAGGAAAAGGCGACGGACACCAAAUUCUCGGUUCCAGGAAGAUUACAUCGCCCAUAUCAACCCUCGAACCUUCGCUAGAUCCUCAGAAACACACAACAGCAAAGCCAACUAAUGGAGAAAAGGAGUUCUGUUAUAGGUCCACUUAAAGUACAAAAUGGACUAUUACAUUUGAAUUGAUAAAGAUUGUGUGUCAGUGAGAUCAUGAUUUUUAAAAGUGGCAGAAAUACUGUGGUCUCAAAUGUCAGGGACAAGAAUGUUUUUCUAAAUUAGAAGUUUUUCCUGUUAUAUUUGAGAGGUUUUUCUAGCCUCAAAUGGUAUUCUGUAGCAUUGUAAUGUCAUGACGCCCCACCCUCCACCUCCCAACGCUGUUGAGAAUAAUUUAUCCUGCAUGCUUUUGUAAAUGAUUUGUCUUGUGCCAGGCACCAUUCCUAGUCACUAACACUAUUAGCGUUGAGCUCAAAACAGUAUAAAUGUCUAAUAAAAAACAUUGCUACUGAUGUCCAGCAAAGCACAUGUCACCUUUUACUCUACUACUGUUUAUGAAUAUUCUUUAUUUAUUUGGAUAUUUUUGUUUCUUUUCUAAAUGGUGCUUAAAGCUGUAAAAAAAAAUUAAAGUGUAUGUUUUCUUUGUGAUCUGUGGCUUGUUUUUAAUUGAUGAAUGUUUCACUGUUUGUUCUUCAGCUAAUGUUUCUCAUUUUAUACAGCCUAUAGAUAUUCAUCAAUACUAACUUAAUUGUAGCUCGCAAUGGAUGGUUAAGUGAUACUGACGUUUUGA